Molecule: messenger RNA, 802 nt
Organism: Harpegnathos saltator (Jerdon's jumping ant)
Lineage: Eukaryota; Metazoa; Arthropoda; Insecta; Hymenoptera; Formicidae
Product: odorant receptor 46a-like
Exons: 4
Coding region: 14-802 (262 amino acids)
Biological process (GO): sensory perception of smell; detection of chemical stimulus involved in sensory perception of smell
Cellular component (GO): plasma membrane
Molecular function (GO): olfactory receptor activity; odorant binding
Source: RefSeq, a predicted model, not a curated record
AUAUAUUUCCUCAAUGACUCAAAUCUUAGAUAUGGUUCUAAUCGUUAACAAUCCCGAUGAUUUUACCGAUAAUUUGAAUAUGAUGUUAACUAUGACUGCCGCAUGCUACAAAAUGUUUAUUAUGUGGAUAAGCUACGAAAAUAUCUCAGCGUUAAUUAAUACUUUAAAUGAGGAACCAUUUAAACCACUGGAUCGAAAUGAAUUAGAGAUUCGACGAAAAUUUGAAAAAAUAGUACGAAAUAACACAUUACGCUAUGCGAUUCUCAUUGAGACGACGUGCACAUUUAUUGCUCUGACGUCCUUGCUCACCGACUUCAGGCAAAGAAAAUUAACGUACAGAGAAUGGGUGCCGUAUGAUUUUUCGUCCUAUGCAAUAUUUUGCUUUACAUAUGCUCAGCAAAUGAUAAGCACAUAUCAUUGCGCAACCGUGAACGUUGCUUGCGAUGCGCUUCUAUGCGGAUUCCUAAUGCACUUGUGUUGCCAACUCGAGAUCUUAGAAUAUCGUCUAAAUAGAAUUUCAGACAAUUAUGUUACCAUUGGCUACUGCAUAUGUCAUCACAACAGAAUUUACGAGUUUAUACGUUUGGUUAACAUGAGAUUUAAUCAAAUAAUUGGAUUUCAGUUCAUAGCAAGUACAAUGGUCAUUUGUUCUAAUUUAUAUCAACUGACUAAUCCAUCAUCGAAUACAGAUCAUGUUUUGUUAAUUAUGUACACGUGUUGUAUGCUGACGCAAAUAUUUAUUUAUUGCUGGUUUGGGAACCAAGUCAAAAAUAAGAAUGUAGAGGUCAACGAGGGACAUUGA